AUGACAGAAAUAGCAAAUCUUCUACAGGUUCCAUUAAAACAAGGGACAAACAAAAAGGGUGCAUAUAAUAGAACUAUGAAAGUUCCAGAUGGAAUGAAAGAAUUAGUCCACAUUGUUGCUGGUCUUCAAAAAGAUGUUAAACAAAUGAGAAACGUUUUAACAUUACCAGAAGCUCAAGCAUAUGCCAAACGUCAUGGUCCAAAUUGGGAAGCACACGAAGCAGACAUUACAGGUCCAAAUGGAAAACCUGAUGGUAUAAAUGAAGUUUUCGUUACUGAUGGUCAAGGUAAUAUUAAAGUCAUAAAUGGUUAUAAAUUAACUAUAUCUGAUUAUCCUAAACGUAAAGCAUAUAAUGAACGUUAUCCUAUGCAAUUUGAUGAAAAUGGAAAAGCUGUUAAACAAUACAUUGGAGAAGGUGAAAAUGGUCCAAUUAAUUCAUACCGUCAUAAUCCAUAUUCUUAUUUCAAUGAAGAAUUAAAUGCUAUUGAAGAGGGACCGGAUGGAUUACCACGAUAUUCUAACCAGUUUGAUGGUCAAUAUGCAAAUUUGAGACCUGAAAUUUCAGCUAAGAAAUUCUUUAAAGUUGCUUUAUUCGAUCCAGUUUUCGCAAAUGUUAAGGAUGAACUUAAACAGCAAUUCCAACCAAUUAUAGUAGCAAGAAUUGCAUCAGGUGCUUUAUCUCAAGCAUUCAAAGAUUUAAUUAAGAAACCAUUAUAUCAGCAACGAGGUUUAACUUAUGAUUUAGUUAAGGAAUCAGAUAAAAGAAAAUUUGAGAAAUCAAAUGAUUAUAAGAAUGCAAUUAAUGAAUAUAUUCGGUCUAUUAAUUUCGAUGAAAAUGCUAAAAAUCAACUUCAUGAACAAAUACAGGGAAUAAUAGAUUCAAAAGUUCCAGCAAAAUAA
Messenger RNA from Trichomonas vaginalis G3, 900 nucleotides. RefSeq lists its product as uncharacterized. The transcript has a single exon. The record is from RefSeq and is a predicted model, not a curated record. NCBI's taxonomy places the organism in Eukaryota, Parabasalia, Trichomonadida, Trichomonadidae. Bases 1 to 900 code for a protein of 299 amino acids.